CACAGUCUAGUUCUAUUCUGCUGCAUCAAGCCCUGUAUGUCCUGGCUAAAAGGUGUCUGGAACAAGAAAGGUAUGAGGCAGCUGCUCAGAGAUAUGUGGACUUGCUGGCAGCUGUCCUGGAGGCACCAGUGAUGCAAGCACCAACACAGACUGGCAGCCCCUAUCCCUUGCUGGAUAUACAAACUGUGUACUGUGAAGCAGCACUUUCUCUGCUGAAGGCACACAGAUACGAGGACGCCAUAUCCAUCUGUGACAAACUGCUGACAAAAAUCCCACCUCACAACCAAUGGCAGACUGACUUGGAUCCACUCAGUCUAUCCCAUAAUGCUUUCAGCCAAUCCCAUGGUGCAGUGCAGACUUCCCAUGAUUCUUUAAAAUUUGAAGACUCUGUCCCCCCCUCAAGCAAUCGUUGUGACAGUGGAGAUGAUCUGUUUGAUUCAUACGAAGACUCUGAAGAGAGAACUUCUGGAAAAAUGAGUAAGAAGAGAGGGAGAGAACCCAGUGAGCAAGGAGGAAUGCAGAGUGUUAGAGAAAAUGUAGAGAUCUGCAACGGUAGAUUGAAAAGUGUUCUGCCGUUGAUGUACAAGGCAGAAGCACUGUACAGACUGGAGGAGUACCAAGAGGCAGUUGGCUGCUAUAAUAGGCUGCUGAAGAUGCUGUGCGAUAUCAUACCUGAGGAAUCUCAUACAGAUAAUAAGAUAUACAAGAGAGCGGAUUCUUCACAACCUACCCAGAAGAGAAGAAGAACUGAGGAAGGUUUUCUCCCUAUAGUUCCUGAUAGUGGCUCUACUUCAGAGGUGUCAGAGGUCAGAAGAAAACUACUGACGAUGAAGGCAGAAGCUUAUCAGAAUAAGGGCUUGAUUCUGAUUGGUCAGGACAAACUACCGGCCGCCCUCCAGUGCCUGAGGCUUAGUGUACAAUCUAAUCCAGACAGUACGGUUGCCAUGUACAACCACACCCUGUUGCUAUGGAGGAUGGGGAGGAGGAGGGAGGCUGCCCACAACUGGCUGCAGUACCGAGGAGUGGACACCAAGCUGGACAGUUUGCAGCUGGCCCACCUGCUCAGGCAGAAGGAGCAGGCAAUCUCAACUGUAUCUGAUGAUGCAGCAGAAGGCAUCUCAGACAGGCACCUGGCAAUGUUGGACAAGGCCACCCUCCAACAGCUGAUGGACUCGAGGACCCCUCAGAGGGGCUGGGGCAGUUCUGCCACUCUGCCUUGCUCAGGUCUGUUCUGA
Branchiostoma belcheri (Belcher's lancelet) is the source of this 1235-nucleotide messenger RNA. RefSeq lists its product as uncharacterized. Lineage: Eukaryota; Metazoa; Chordata; Leptocardii; Amphioxiformes; Branchiostomatidae. The record is from RefSeq and is a predicted model, not a curated record. Gene Ontology annotation, molecular function: protein binding. Gene Ontology annotation, biological process: interstrand cross-link repair. The transcript has 7 exons. Bases 132 to 1235 code for a protein of 367 amino acids. Gene Ontology annotation, cellular component: Fanconi anaemia nuclear complex.